Molecule: messenger RNA, 423 nt
Organism: Gossypium raimondii (Peruvian cotton)
Lineage: Eukaryota; Viridiplantae; Streptophyta; Magnoliopsida; Malvales; Malvaceae
Exons: 2
Coding region: 1-423 (140 amino acids)
Source: RefSeq, a predicted model, not a curated record
AUGAAGUUAUUCAUCCAAGAAAAUGAUUAUAAAGUAUGGAGGGUGGUCACAAAUGAGUCAUUCAUUCCAAAGAAAAGAGUUAACAGUGUCACUGUUAUCAAGAAGGAAGAUGAAUGGGAUAAAGUUGAUAUUAAGAUGGUCUCAUUGUGUGACAAUGCUAAGGAGAUAUGGGACAAACUUAAAGCCACUUAUGAAAGCACAAGUAGAGUCACAAAAUCCAAGAUUAGUCUCCUUGCCCUUGAUUAUGAGCUCUUCAAAGAAAAAUUAGAUGAAAGAAUCAAGGAGAUUUUUGACCGCUUCACCGAUAUCAUCAAUGGUCUCAAGGCUCUUGGGAAGACUUAUGCCAACAAGGAGAUGGUGAAGAAGAUAUUGAAUAGUCUCACAAAAUCAUGGGAAGCUAAAAUGGCGGCCAUAGAUCAUUGA